Messenger RNA from Fusarium pseudograminearum CS3096, 681 nucleotides. RefSeq lists its product as uncharacterized. The record is from RefSeq and is a predicted model, not a curated record. Gene Ontology annotation, cellular component: nucleus. Lineage: Eukaryota; Fungi; Ascomycota; Sordariomycetes; Hypocreales; Nectriaceae. The transcript has a single exon. Gene Ontology annotation, biological process: regulation of DNA-templated transcription; DNA alkylation repair. The coding region runs from base 1 to 681 and encodes 226 amino acids.
AUGCCACCCAAACCAGUCAGGGCGUCUCCGACGCAUUUUGUGUGCAUUCCCCUAGCCGGGCCACAGCUCACCAGAACCGUGGCUGCUUUCUGUACCGAAGUCACCAAUCCGGCCAGCUUCGGUAUUCCUCCAACGGCAGUGCGUCCAGUCGGCACGAUGCAUCUGACGCUUGGUGUCAUGAGCCUCAAGGAUGAAGGCAUCCAGCAAGCAACCGAAGUACUCAAGGGCCUGAAAUUGAGCGAGUUCCUUGCAAGUGCUAGGGCCGGGACAUCGUCGACUGGGGAGCGACUCUCGCUAACGCUCAAGGGCUUACAUGCCAUGCAAUCGCCGGCAAAAACUUCAGUGCUUUACGCCGCUCCUGUUGACACGGAGGGGAUCCUUUACAAGUUCUGCGAGCAGAUCAAGACUACUUUCCAAGAGGCUGGACUGAUGGCCAAGGAGGACAGACCAUUAUUACUACAUGCAACUGUCGUCAAUACCAUCUAUGUCAAGGAUGAUAGAGGAAGGAGAAUUCGAGAAAGGUUGACAAUCGAUGCUCGGGACAUGGUUAGUCUCUAUGAUGACUACGUUUGGCUCGAGGAUAUGCCCCUGGACAAAGUUACAUUAUGUCGAAUGGGUGCAAAGAAGAUUGAGGGAACAGACGAUGAGGCUUAUGAAGUAGAGGCCGAAAUCGAGCUUUAG